Molecule: messenger RNA, 1166 nt
Organism: Hordeum vulgare subsp. vulgare (domesticated barley)
Lineage: Eukaryota; Viridiplantae; Streptophyta; Magnoliopsida; Poales; Poaceae
Product: agamous-like MADS-box protein AGL80
Exons: 1
Coding region: 24-764 (246 amino acids)
Biological process (GO): positive regulation of transcription by RNA polymerase II
Molecular function (GO): protein dimerization activity; DNA-binding transcription factor activity, RNA polymerase II-specific; RNA polymerase II cis-regulatory region sequence-specific DNA binding
Source: RefSeq, a predicted model, not a curated record
GUUUUAUUAUUCCUUGGCUGGCAAUGGCUCGCAAGAAGGCGACCCGCAAGAAGGUGACCCUCAACUACAUCCACAACAACUCGACCCGGCGCGCUAGUUUCAGGAAGCGUCUCAAGGGGCUGAUGAAGAAGGCAGCUGAGCUCGCCACCAUGUGCGGCGUCAAGACCUGCGUGGUGGUGUACGGCAAGGGCGAGGCGGAGCCUAAGGUGUUCCCUUCCCACGAUAAGGCGGUGGAUAUACUGAAUGAAUACAAGAGCAUGCCGGACCUAGGGCAUUGCAAGAAGACGAUGGACCAGGAGGCCUUCCUCACCAAGCGUAUCGCCAAGCUCCACGACAAGGUCAACAAGGCUCGCUGCGAGUGCCAGGACAGCGAGAUCAGGUACCUCCUUUACAACAUCAUGCACGGCAACCACCCAGGCCUCGUUGACCUCAGCGUCGAGGAGCUCGCCCGCGUUGGUUGGAAGGUGGAAGAGCUUCUCAAGAGCCUCGGCGAACGCAUGGCAAAAAUCGAAGUCCAGGCGCCGCCGCCAGCUCCAUGCAUCAGCACCGGCAGCAUAGACAUGGGGUCUCCGUCGCACUAUCUGGCGUCACCGCAGCAUCAGGACGGCUAUCUUAAUAUGGUGAGCUCCGGAGGGGACGUCGGUACCCAGGUGUACGGUGAAAACGCCAGCCAUGACGGCGCCGGCUUCUCCGGCGGUGAUAUGAUGAUGCUGAUGCAGUCCUCCGAUCUGGUGUUCAGUUUGAGUCAUUUCCCUCCAAUGUAAGCUGGGAGGGAUGAGGAUUUCUAGCCGCUGGGAAUGGCCAGCUAUCGUGCGGUUGAUCUGAUCUUGGAUUUUCUUUAGUACUUCGGGUGUGGUUCUGAUUAGUCAUCCAGUUAAUUUCCUGAAAGUGUUGUAUUUUUUGUUUAUGUGCGUCGAUGUAUUCAUCAUGCUCUAUGAGCCAAGUCUUGCUUUUAAUUGUAAUGUUGUUAUUGAAUAUUGUUAUUCUAUUGAUGUCUUCUCAAGGUUGUUUCCUUGAUCUCUGUUGUUCGAUUCGUCAUAAAUCUUAAGUUACACCUAUUAUUUUGUGUCACAAUCGUGUUUUGUGAGGCAUCCUUGAACUGCUAAAUGCCCGAUAGUUGCUUGAUUGCUGUUAGGGCCUCAUGAACUUUUGUCUCGUGUGUUGGC